UGUGUUUACUUGGCGCAGCUGAUAGCGCCAGAGCGAGAGGAGAAGACAGGGCUUGAGUUGACGGUGAGACAGAUUACCACGGGGACUCGGAAUUAUUUGCAGCCGGUUUACUGCCAGCGUUUGGCGCGUUGAUGUGAACGACCGAUGCAUUUUUAGCCCCGGUAAAUUCAGCAAAAGGCCCACGCACGCUCCCGCAGCUUAAAAUGGAACAAACAGGACGCCUCGCGCUACUCUCGAUUCAGUGAUCAGAUCAUGAGAAGAUGGGACUGAAUUGAGCUGAACUCUUGCAGCACAGUAGGACCAUUAACCAGCCGGAGAUCUAACUAUAAACUCCCAAAGUGACCUCAAAAAGUGGCACAGCUACGCCUGUAAUCAACAGGAGUUCCACUACAAACUUCAUCUAACUUCAAGCUUCUCAGGGGGUGAUGGAGAACUGAUGACUGAAGACCAUCAGGCGACAGAAGGUCGAUCCUCUCACCUGCCUGCCAGCGGACAUGGCAGGGCUCAAACGUCAUCAUGAUGGGAAGAUUGCUGGGCUGUACGACCUGGAUAAGACACUUGGCCGUGGUCACUUUGCUGUAGUCAAACUGGCUCGUCAUGUGUUUACUGGGGAAAAGGUUGCAGUAAAAGUGAUAGACAAAACAAAGCUAGACCCAGUGGCCCGGGGUCACCUUUUCCAGGAAGUGCGAUGCAUGAAAAUGGUGCAGCAUCCCAAUGUGGUGCGCCUUUACGAGGUCAUUGACACAGCCACCAAGCUCUACCUCAUCCUGGAGCUGGGCGAUGGUGGAGACAUGUACGACUGCAUCAUGAAGCAUGAAGGAGGCCUCAGUGAAGAGGUGGCCAAGUGUUAUUUUGCCCAAAUUGUCCACGCCAUUUCCUACUGUCAUCGGCUGCAUGUAGUUCACAGGGACCUGAAGCCUGAAAAUGUGGUGUUUUUCGAGAAGCAAGGUGUAGUCAAGCUCACAGAUUUUGGAUUUAGCAAUCGCUUUCAGCCUGGGAAAAACCUGAACACCUCCUGUGGCUCGCUGGCCUACUCAGCUCCUGAAAUACUGCUGGGGGACGAGUACGAUGCUCCCGCUGUGGAUAUCUGGAGUUUGGGGGUGAUCCUCUUCAUGCUGGUUUGCGGUCAGCCCCCCUUUCAGGAGGCUAACGACAGCGAGACGCUCACUAUGAUCAUGGACUGCAAAUACACAGUGCCUCCGCACAUCUCCCAUGCAUGCAGAGACUUGAUAGGUCAUAUGCUGCAGAGGGACCCCAAGAAACGAGCGACCUUGGAGCAGAUCGAAGGGCAUGAAUGGCUUCAAGGUGUUGACCCCUCCCCAGCUACCAAGCUGUCGACCCCUCUGGUGUCCCAUCGUAGCGUGUCUGAGGAGGAGCAUGGCUCCAUCAUCCAACGCUUGGUGUUGGGAGGCAUUGCAGACAGAGACACCAUUACUGAGGCUCUGGAGUCAAACCAGUACAAUCACAUCACAGCCACCUAUUUCCUGCUGGCGGAGAGGAUGCUGAGGGAGAGGCAAGAAAAGGAGCAGCACAGCCAGACACGAUCGCCCAGCCCCAGCAAGGCCCAGUUCAGGCAAUCUUGGCCCACUAGAGUGGAUGUUCAUCAGGAUGUCAGCGAUGGUCUAGGAGGUCCAGCUAUGUCGCACCCAGGGGGCCCCCAAUCCCCUGCUCGUAGUGCUGAGAGCCUCCACAAAGGUCCCAGACCCAAAACAGCUCUGCUGGACCUCAAUCAGCGACAGGAGAACCACACUUCAGCUUCCAGUCAAGAGCAGCCUGCACGACAGAACCAGGAGAGGGGUCUAAGGCCUCUGGCAAAGCCCCACUCCAGUCCCCUCAGGCUGGGUUCUCUAGCUUCCGUGGGCCCUUGCAAGCCACGUAGUCCCAGUCUUUUUAGUGUGGAAGAGGAUGAGGAAGAAGGGGCAGAGGACAAAUGUUUGCCUCCCUCUACGCUGCCUACCCAAGUGGUACUUCGUUGCAAAACUGCCUCCUCAUCGUCAUCUACAUCUUCCGGUAAUCGCAUGACAUCACGUAUGAGUGCCCCAGUUCUUAAUCAGAUCCACGAGGAAGAUAAAGAGGAUGAGGAAGAGGACGAAAGAAGAGAGUUGCAUGGGCUUGGUCCGCCUAAACCCAGCCUCAGCCUCAAUCUGAACUCUAGAAUACCGUCACCUUUAACAUUAAUGUCAUCACCUAAAGCUGCUGGUGUAACAGCACCUGUUGCCACUUUCACUCCCAGCUCAGAGACAAGUGAUGAAGAGACAGAAAGUCACUUUAAAUCUGACACCUUAACUGUUGGUGGACCAGAGGAUGAGAGAGAAGGGAGGGAAGAUGAUGUAGAAAGAAGGGGGACAGGACAGGGCAGUCCCUCCAACUGUACUAGUCCAGGAUCAGGGUCAGGCCAAGGUAAGGGAACAGCCAAAGCAGCUAGUGGGCUGGUGGAAAGCCUGAAGCUGAUGAGCCUGUGCCUGAGCACUCAGUUCCACAACCUGACUGGAGGAGGAGGAGGAGGAGGCGUUGGUGGUGGUAGCGGCGGUGUUGGUGGGGACUCCCAGGACCGUCCCAUGUGGAGGAUGUGCAUGGGUGGCUCUACAGGCAGCUUAGAUAAAGUCUCACUCCUGGGUGGCCCUUCACCCAGGGCCAACCCUUACCACCAGCCCCCGCUGGGAGACACAUUGGGAGAUCCACUGCUGGAUGGCCCCUGCUCGGGAACGUUGAGGCUGGGAGAGCUAGACCUUGCCAGGGAAAACCACAGGAACAUGAAGAACCGUGUAAUGCAGAUGCCUCUGAACGAGAAAACUCUGUCUGUCAACAUUCACCGAAGCCCCAAAGAGGGUCUUCUCUGCACCCCCACCCCACACAGCUGCUGCCAGGUCAUAUAGGCCCAAGCUGUGUCAUCUUGUGCACCUCCACACUCCAACUCUCAUAGUCACACAUCUUUUUUUUCAGUUCUGUGAACACUGUCUCAUGAGUUUACAGUUUGUUCAUUUGUUUUGCUGUUUCUUUUUAAUUAACACUAAAUGGUGGAAAGCUAGGGGAAAGUCUAAAUGCCAAAAUUGCACAAUAAUAGACACAAAAAGUCUCAAUGGGGGAGACUUGGUGUAAUUAUGUGAAGCACUUUGAGCUGAUUAAGCAGAACACUUUGAGGUGGCAUUUCAUAUAUGAGAGGAGGCACAUACUAGAGGUGCUUACAACUCUACUUCUACGCACUUAUAUUGUAAGUAUACAAUGUUCACACCUGUAUCACUCAAAUAAGCUGUUAAAGAGGGAAAGCAGAUCAGUUUUAGUGUCAUGUUACAUAUCCUUUUGUUCUACUCUGGUGUUUUUAUGAGCUUAGUUUUUAAAUUAUUUUUGAGACAAUAAUUUUAUCUUUUUUUUUAUCUGAAUGAAAGAUUUAAGUUAUGACUGUUUUCGUUCAAAUGAGGACAAAUACAGGGUGAAAACAGACAACUGCACUUGAUGCAUGAUGGUGGCACACAAAAUUUUGUAGUCCAUCACUGUUUUAUUUUUUUAUCUUGAACAUAUACUGCAGAAAGAAAAUGCACACUCACUUGUCAAAUCUCUGUUGAUCGAAAGCAGUUUGUAGAUAUGUGAAUAGCUUAGCAGUACUCUGUACCUGUAGUAUUAACAGUAAAGUCGUAUUGCAGUAUAGACCUGAAUGCUUAUCCUUAGAGACCAUUGUUCUUCAUUCCUACUGGAUAUUCAAGGUUUUGGUUGAACCCAGGGUUAAAGUGCUUGAUGGUGUUAAAAGAACAGAUUUUAAACCUCCACUCAACGUGCAAUGGCAGCUUUAUGAAAUCAGAGUUUCCGCUCUAUUUGUGUUCGGUGGAAACAAGAUCAAACACCGGGUCGAACCAAAACCAUGUACGUCCUGUAGCUUUCCAGGAUCACAGUAGCCACUGUUGUAGCGUAUUCCAAGACAACAAUCAAGGGGUUUUAACAGAAAAGAAGAACACCACCCCUCUUUUCAAGUGUUGGUCUGUGUAACUGGAUUUGUGACCCACCCAUAGUGGAAUAUAUAACUUGACAGUGCAUGUGUUUUGCUGUAGCAACCUUAUUUCUAACCCACCGAGGUGAAACCACCUGUUGUAUCAAACUAAGUAACAGAUUCAAAUGGUCACUUUACUGUAACCUCACAGCAAUACCAGCGACUACAAAAUGUAAAACAAUGGAUGUGCCAUAAAAUCUGUCUUGAGCAUAUUGUACUGUAUGUAUGUAUAUGAUAGAGAUCUAUUACAAUAAAAUUAUGUGAAUGAA
Molecule: messenger RNA, 4251 nt
Organism: Melanotaenia boesemani (Boeseman's rainbowfish)
Lineage: Eukaryota; Metazoa; Chordata; Actinopteri; Atheriniformes; Melanotaeniidae
Product: SNF-related serine/threonine-protein kinase-like
Exons: 8
Coding region: 495-2876 (793 amino acids)
Biological process (GO): protein phosphorylation; microtubule cytoskeleton organization; intracellular signal transduction
Cellular component (GO): cytoplasm
Molecular function (GO): ATP binding; protein serine/threonine kinase activity; tau-protein kinase activity
Source: RefSeq, a predicted model, not a curated record